Racocetra persica is the source of this 460-nucleotide messenger RNA. The record is from the annotation of a GenBank genome assembly. NCBI's taxonomy places the organism in Eukaryota, Fungi, Glomeromycota, Glomeromycetes, Diversisporales, Gigasporaceae.
CGAAGACCAAUGCAAAUUCAGCAACUGUGGAAAUUCCUGGAAAUAGCGUUUGGUGGGCCUCGUCUAGCACAACAUCUUCUAUUCAUCGCAAAAUGUAAUUUGACACUUGCAGACAAUUCUGCCUCUAUUAGCGGAUGUGGAUCUGCUCAAGACAUUCAAAUUAACGAUCCAUACCCAGGUUCUAACGCCACUCAAUUUAAAAUGUACGUGUGGGCAUUUAAAACCAAAACCUCCCCAGCCAGCAUUGGAAACAAUUUUCCUUCGCUCGUCAGUUUCUGUACAAGUUUACCAUGUAAUAGUGUACCUGAAAUUUCAAGUAAUCAAUUUUAUUAUGUUAUGGCGAUAAAGAGUUUUAAUUCUGCACCAACGAAAGUUAAUUUUGCUGUCACAUGGGAUAUUGAAUGCAAUACCACCCCACCUACUUCAGGUUCUAAAGCAACUGAAACAAAGAAUCCACCCA